UCGUUGUACAGAGGUUAUUGUUUCCGUUUUAUUACCAGUUUUGAUUAGAUAUUUUCAGGUAACGAUCUAUUUUGGAAUUUGCAUUCAGCGACACCCAUCUCUACACUAGCGUGUGCUCCCUGAUUUGCGUUAUCAGAAAUAUUUCCCCUUAUCUCAUGUCACAAGUCUUCUAAUUCUUCAAAGUAAGCAAGUAGGUACCACUUUUCCUCGUUUCAUAACGGUCUUUCUUGUGUGUACUUUCAUUCCUUUUUCAAAUUCUAGUUUAUUUUUCUAGAAGAAAACCAGCGUGUAUCCUAGCGGUAAAAUUUAAGUAGAAAAAUGAAUGAGAUAACGAUUCCUACCGCCGUCAACUGGUUCAACGAUAACAUCAUCUCCACUACGAGCGAUGGAGCACGACUUGCAUAUGGAUCCAAAAACGAGAUCAUAGUGAUCAAUAACCUGAACCAGGAUCCUCUUGAUAUCAGCAAGUAUGAGACGACAACUUUUCCUAUCGGAGUGAAAAAUAUUAUCACCGCUGUGCGCUUCGCUCCCGUCGGGAGUGAUCACACUUAUAGUGAUUACCUUGCAUCGGCUGGGAAUGAUGGCAAAGUGUGCCUCUGGAAUCUCAAAAAUUCCACCAUCGUUAGCUAUCACACGGGACAUAUGUCGCCGAAAGGCAAUGAAGAAAUCAAGGGAAUGGACUGGUCAAAAUUGGAUCCAGAAACAAUUGUCACCGUUGCUUCAAGUGGCUCCAUUGUCUCAUGGAAACUGAACGUAAAUGUCAUUAACAGGUAUUCUCUGAAAGGGAAGCUUUCACCACAAUGCGUAGCAUGUUGUCCCGUCAAUAGAAAUCUAGUCGCCAUCGGAACAAAGUCUGGUCUCUUCAUAGUUUAUUCUCUCAAAGACUCUGGGAAUAUCUUAUGGAGCUUGCGAGGCCAUGAUGCAGAAAUUGUCUCUGUGGCUUGGUGUCCAGAAAAUUUCUGGACUGACUUCAAAGGAAACCAAAAAGACGAGGACGGAAAAACUGGGCCCCCACUGGUAGUAGCAACUGCAUCCAAGGAUUGCACUGUCACCGUAUGGAGGAACAAAGUCAGCGAACUCACUUUCAAUCUCUUCCCUGCCUCAAGGUACAAUAGCGCUCUUGGUAUCAAGCAUGUUUGUAUCUGUUGGCCCACCUCAAACACUAUCAUUGCUGGUACCCAUCAAGGGGAUUUGAAAUUACUUAAGCUGUCUGGAGAUCCCAAGACCGAGCUCAAAGGCACGAAAACAAGUAUCACAGACCUUCCAGUCAAGCACAACAAAUGUAUUUUCUCACUCACCUUUAAUCCGCUACAGAGCGAUGCCGGUGCUGGCGGUGAUGCAACUCCACCUAUUACUGUUUGGUCCGCUUCAAUCGAUCGCAAUAUCAUCGGUUUCAAUCUUAACAACCCCAAAAAACAAAUCUUCAUUCCCACCCUCACACAAAUCGCCUAUUGCAUGGCCUUCAACCCCAUCAAUAACUCCCAACUUGCAAUUGGCGUUGGAAACGGAGAAGUCGUUGUUUGGAAUGUUUCCACCAAAAAUAAUUUUGAUACAGUAUGCUACAAGAGCAAAAUAAUGGCGAAGGUUAUGGCACUGGCAUGGCAUCCAACUGCGGAAAAUCUUCUCGCAUUUGGUACUGGAGAAGGGCGUGUAGGUAUCAUCAACACCACUGGCAAGACACCUCCUGUGAUUCUGAAACUCGCCCACUCUAGCUCAGUAUAUACUUUGUCAUGGGCCGGACCCUUGAACUUCACUGCCGAAAAGCUGAAAAAUGGAUUGUCAUUGUACUCUGUCGGAGAUGGUGAUGUCGUUGAACAUAAUCCAGAUGACCCUAAUGCCACCCCUAUUAAAUUGAAUAAAGUACUCUCUGCGGCUGAUGAAUCAUUCAAAUUAUCAAUGCGUUUCCAACGAACAGAACUGGCAUGGAACCAUGACUCAAGUGCUGUAGCAGUUGGAAAUGAGAAUGGCUAUGUUCAUAUCCUCGAUAAAUCCUGGGCUGGCUUGCAAACCAUUUAUGCACACAAAAAGAUAAUUCAAAGUCUUGCAUGGCAUCCCAAAAUCAUUACCGAUGAGUCAAUGGCUCAAGUAACUUCAUGGAAGAACAUCCUAGCCACUGCCUCUCAUCAAAUCAAGGUUUAUGAUUUCUCAGAGGGCCUGGACAAAGAACCUAAGGUUUUGGUGUCUUUUGCACAUGCAGAUGAAUGUCGUGUCACAACCGUCGCAUGGAGUCCAUUCAUACCGUACCGUCUAUUGUCAACAUCAUACGAUAACUCAGCCCAGAUUUGGGAUGUUCUGAACAAGACCCCGUUAGCCAACUUCCCAGGACAUACAGGUUAUGUUAUGUGUGGGCUGUGGAGUCCAUUAGAUAAUGACACUGUCUACACAGGUGGAGCUGACUGCAAGGUCUUUGUUUGGAAAACAGCAGCUCAAACCCACAUCAAACCCAUCGAGAGAAAGAAACGGAAAGAAAUGAUCAACAAAUAUCAGCUGACAAAUGUUGUCGAGGCAAAGUAUGGUAAUGUGAACUUUAACGCUGAGCCUGUCUCACCAGAACACUGCAAUUACGUUGUUGUUGAGAAAAACAAAAAAGCUGUCCCAAAACUGAAAACACUGUUCCCUCUUACAGCUGCACACUUAUCGGAAGGAAAGUCUUUUGGUCACCUCAUCAGCAAUUCAAAAGAGAGCACAAAUGGGGAAAACGGUACUGCAUCAGAAGUUUCAUACUUAAAGUUCUUCGGUGAUACGAAUGACAUGAUGAGCCUCUUGAAUGCUGAACAAGCAAAACACACUGAAAUGCAGAACUUGGAUGGUGAACAGUUGUGUCGAUUUUGGAAGGGUGAUGUGACAGCACUGGUUCGCGAUUCGAUCCACAAGAAACAAGUCUCGGAGUGGAUCUUGAGUCUAGCACCCAUGGCUUCAUACAAACUCUGGCUUGAAGCAUGUGUUGCUUACGCAUAUCAAAUUGCUUUAGAGCAGCCUCUCCGUGCUGCUUCUUACUUGGUCGCAGCCAAUGAAAUCCAAGAGGCGGUUAACAUCCUCACCGGCAAGAACAUGCAUCGAGAAGCAGUUGCCAUGGCCAAGUGUCAUUGGUCUUCGGACGACCCCAGACUCCAAAGUUUGAUGCGAAGUUGGGCAGAGUACGCAGCUAGCAAUGGUCACUUUAGUCUUGCGGCGCACUGCUACUAUUCCAUCAAUGAUAAAGCUAGUGCGAUAACCAAUAUACUUAAAUGUAAGGAUCCCAAACUCCGCUAUCAAUCAGCCAUUCUUGCUGAAGAUGUCUCUACCCCAUUGGCCGUUGAUGACAUCAUCACCGACUGUUUCCUAGAUUGUUUAGCAAGUAAUCAUGUCGUCAACGCUGCUAGUAUGUUAGGCCAGCGAGUGCACCUCAACCAUUUAGCGGUCUGGCUGGAAACGUACAAGUACUGCAGUCAACACAUCCCAUUAGACUGGAAAAUGGAAAAAGCGUGGCUUGCCGGAGAGAGGAAAUCUACCCCUGCUUUGAAGGAUCUAGAAAACAUGAUGAAAGAUCUACUUGGUUCGGAUACUGGUAGCGUGUACACCAAAUUGUCAAAAAUUGUAGAUUCAAUUAAUGUUGAGAAUAGGAACAAGUUAAUAAUGUAUGUUAGCGGUCAAUUUGCCCUUUUAUUAUCUUCUAGUGACACUUCUGUGAGACUGAACCACCUUCUUAAUGCUCUAAGCAGUAGCUAUAAACUUCAAGUUCAAUGUCCCCAAUAUCAUUAUACUCUAAGUUUGUUUGCGCUUCUGCGCCCAGAAGGUCCUCAAACGCUUGAUGUCCUAGAGCAGUCCUUCAGUCUUCCACUAGGCUGUGCUAACAGCGCUGUGCAGAGCUUAUAUUUUUACAUGUCUGCAGCAAUUAUCAAGUGGUUGAACGCAAGUAUUAAUUUAUCAAGUACGGAAACAGUCAAAUCUGCAGACAAGAAUAAAAGCAUGGAACCAGAGGUCUAUGUCAGUGUAAUUAAAAGUCUCAAAUCACUGUUGCCGAAAAUAUCAAAGAGUGAUAUAAUUUCUCACUACAAAGAAAAUUCAUCCACUCAAAAUGCCAGUUCUCAAGUGUUCUCAUUCAGCUUGAGUGAAAUCAACGGCAAAUCGGAGAAUUCUAGCGUAAAAUUAAAUGGUACCGAAGAGGUAGACCCCAAACGGCUGCUCCAGGCCCAGUUCAUUGCAGUACCUGACCCUCAUUACAUUCUCUCUUCCCUAAAGUCUACUCUAGAGAAUAGUCAGCUUUCGAAUCUCAUUGGUGAGACGGAUGCGCCAAAAGUUGUAGCUGAAAUCGACCAAAUUUUGAAAGACUCUCUCACCUCUCCAACAGUGGAAACACGUCAAAAUUAAAGCAAUGAGUGUCUUACCAGGGCAUUAGUGCUUGUAUUACCAACAUGAUUUCGGAAAUACUCAAUUUUCCCACUUGGUAAAUAGUUGUUCGCAUUUCUACUUCAAUGGAAUGCUACCUCUCUUAUCUUAGCAUGGAAACUCAUUUCUUUUUUUUCUUUUUUUAUAUCGAAUUUGAAGCAUGUCUUUUAUUUUUAUACAUUUUACCGUCAAAUUACUGAAACAAAUUUGUUACCAAGAAACCGGUUUAUCAACAAUGCUAGUGUUGAUAGUCAAUUUUUACCACAGUAAUUUUUUUUAUUUUACUUUUACCUACUGUACUUACUGUCGUGCCGAGGAAAAACGCUGUGUGAACCUUCAGGUAUUUGUAAAUUUCUCUUGUUAAAAUACGAAUUUACUGUGAAAGUUAUGAAUAUUUUUCUUUCAACUUUUGAAACAAUUUUGUUUGCAUUUCAAUCUAUAAUAUCUGAAAAUUUCAUAUACAUCCUUCCAAACUUUUUUCAUAACCUGCAUAACUUUCUUCCAGAAUAAACACUUUAUUAAAGUGGCAACUUUCGUAUGUUCAUACAGCGUUUUGCCUUGGCACGACAGCAUACAACUAUCACAAAUAAUUCCAAAAAUGGAUGCACAUCUCUGUGUAGAAGAACUCUUCUUUCUAAAAUUGAAUUUCAUAUUCUUGUAAUUUACAUUGAAUUUGUAUCAAGAUAGGAUUUUUGUCUUACUGUGCGUAAUAAGAAGCCUUGUAGCUUCUUAUUUGUCGAUAAUGUACACAAAUAUAAAUGUAAUAUUACAGGGUGAAUCUCUAUCGAAAUCAAACAUGUAUUGAGAUAUUGAAACAAUUUGUUAAAUUAUUGGUUUUAUUACUACAUAAUGGAAAGCAAGUAGAAUUCGAACUUUGAUUGAUUUUACAUCUGAAAAACUAAACUACAACCCUGCAAAAAUUCCUUGCCACUGCCCCAUUGCCUCUCGCUUUUUAUAAUCAAGGUGCUAUAUUCAGCAUCGGACAGUUUGACUUCAACUUCUGGCUUUUGAUAGAUUUUUUCAGAUUUUACAGUCAAUACGCUCUGGUUAAUGCAAUGAAUCCGUUUUUUGCAUCACACUUAAAAUGAGAUCAGUAUUUUAACAAACUUUUUUUGACCAUGGCAAUACCUGUGUGCUUCUGGUCGAGAUUCACGAUUAGGAAACAAAAUGAAAGUAUUUUAAGUAUAAGAUCACCACUUAAACUUAGUUCUCUUUCUCCUUUUAAAUUUUAGUUGAUCGGCUUAUAUAACUGUGAUUUCCCUUGAUUAUUGCUUUGACUCUCAUGAUUUCUCUUCUCAUACUUCUUUAUUUUUAUUCCAUUCACUUUGAAAAUGUUAGUUAUUGUGGCUACUGUUCUUAAUGAUUUUGAAUUUCGGCUCCUGAGCAAGAUUUUAAAUUUAUGUUUCUUACUGUCGCCUAACAUAUCUCGAUUGCGCUGUUUCAGUAUUUCUUACUGACUUUUUAUUUUGUUUGUAGGAAAAUAGUCAUUUGAAUCUGCCUGAAAUUUUUUGUGACUUUUCUUCUGUGAGAAAAGACAGUAUAAUUUCCAGAGUAAUCCAUUCUACGUUUCUCGUGUGAAAAAUAAAAUUUUCAUAUGAAUACUGAAACAGCACAGACAAGAUGUGUUCCUCUGUGCGAGGGACGCCAUUACACAAAGAAUUGUAAACAAUAAUCAUUAUCAAUGAAUAAUAUGGGAAUCAAUCAACGGAUCUUAAAAGUUGAUUAUUGCUCAUUUUUGUUUAAAAAGUUGAAUUUCCAUCUCAGUCCUCAUUUUUGUAACAAAUAAGCCACUUUGCUUCAUUUUGAGAGAGAUAUUUUGAGGAGUUUUUAUUUUUUUUACAUGUUUUAUACUUAGAUAAGCUUAUUUUUCAUUCGAUAGUAAUUUCCGUAACCUAGGAUCCAUUAUGUAUUUAAAUUUAUUUGAAAAUAGGAACGAAGGCAGUUUGUCGCAAAUAUGUUGAAGAUAAUCAAAACCGAAGCUCGGUUCACAACCAUUGGCAUUGGUCCUGCAUUUGAGUACAUAAUUUUUCUGGCUUACUUUGGAGUGAAAAGGACACCCAUUUAAUUUGGUACCUAUAAUCUUAAAUUCCUCCUGAAUGAAAAAAAGAGAGAAAAAAUCAGGUUUCCUUAGUUUUGUCAGAUUAUAAAUGAAUGUUCUUGCUUGCCAGGAUGAGGCCCCUCAGUGGAAAACUCUCAAGUAUAUCCCUGUAACAAAUUCUCCCAUCAGUUUAUAAUUCAGGAAGUCAAAAACUGUUCUCGAAAAUGAUCCUACGACUGUUUUGAUUGUCAUUUUCCAACUUUAAGCGCUGCAACGUUCCUUCAAAAGACUCCACAAAAAAGGUAUCAAGUUACCCAUGGCUUUGGCUAAAUUUUGACGCUCUCCGAUAUUUUGAUAAAUAAAAAAUAAUUCAAUUUCAAAUUGUAUAGUAAUUAUACUAUUUAAUUAGUCUCUCUGAUGAAUAACAGUUCGUCCGUAAUAAAGUAAAACAAAUUUUAAUUUCAAUGAUAAAUGGUAGGAAAAACGACGUCAAGUUAGAAUAAUGUUGGAAUAAUGUAGUUGUGUGACUUCAGAUGUUUUUUUUUGUGGACUCUGCUGACAAAGCCUGCCUUUAUUAAAUUAUUUAAUUUUCCUUUUUUCAUGAUGUUGAAUAAAAAAGUGAGAGUGUAGAUCAGCACAGAAAAUCUUACUGGAAGACUUAUCUGCUCUCAACAUCAGAUGCUGCAUUUCUCCAAAAUCUUUGAAGAUGUCGCGUCGUUGUUAGUGUAUUUUCUAAGGGAAAAUUCACUAUUUUUUUGUUAUGUUUUGGAUUCUGUUACUCGUCACCAAUCGGUCAGCUAGCUUACUUUCAGAUUUCAGAACUGCCGUGCUAUUCUUGAAUGGGUCUGUGAUAGAUUGCAGAUGUUUUUCUCCGCGGUGAAACAUGUCCAAAAGUGGUUGUUUUUCGCAUGUUACACAGUUUUCCUGAAUUUUGAAUUCAAGAAGGCAGCGAAGAGCCUGGUGAUAUCGCUGUCUUUAUCAUUGUCAGAUCGAAGCAUCUCACUUUUUUUUUGUAUUCUUUGUUUACAUAUUUAGUUUUACUGUUUUCAUUGUCUUACCUAUGUUGUAGUUUGGUAAAGUUGAUAUGUAGUAUUUUGAUUUCGAAUCAUUGAAAAUCAGCAUUCCUCUUUUCAAGUAGAAAUAUUUACCUAACCACAUCUCUCUGUACAAAACCUUCUUCUUAUGCUUUCAAUUCAGAGGAUGUUACUGAAAGGCUCAUCCGGCCUCAAAAGGUCUUGAUUAUAUUGCAUCAAUAAAAUUAGAUUAUUCACCGAAUAUUGAUUCUCAAAUGAAUGAAAGAUCAUCUUUAGCUGCUAGUCUUAUAUUUAUUUUCAUGGUAUGCCUUGAACAAAUUAAAAAAAAUCGAUGUGACAAACCUCAUGGGGCAUUUAAAUAUUGAGUAAUAACACUUAUCUCCGUCUUCUAUUCUCUCUCCCCAUUGCAUUGCAAAUCUCAACUCUUUUUAAAUUAGGUAGUGACAGGUUGAAAGAUGCAAGCUUAUUUGAUACAAAAAUUGGUGUGAGGAUGGAAUUAUUUACCAAGGAUGCCAUGUGAGGUUUGAUUGCAUGAAGGAUCUAUAUGCUAUUCAAUAGAAAAGAAAGCAAUAUUUGCUGCAUGUUUUGGUUUUAAUGAUGCAAUGUAUCGAGUGUCUCUUUGGCAGAAACCCCCUAUUCACUUUCUAAAUUAGAAGCCAAAAUAAGCUUUUAACUGUUUUCGCUUACAAAGUUAUCUUUUCUGACUUUUCUUGAGGAGAACUUUGUUUCAACAGAAGCUCUUGGCUUAAUUACUAACAAUAGUAGUAUUAACUGAUUCAAAAUUGUCAUAGAUUUUAGUAAAUAUGACUCUAAAGUGAGCUUUUUAUUUGUUCCUAUACUUUAUUGGUUAUUCUAGUUUCGUUGAGUUUUUGUAAUUGCCCUCUGUUGAGGUGAAUGUUGUUCGUAGUUAAUUUUCUUUGAGUUUCAUAAUGUUACUGAAACUAAACGUGUGUCAUCAUCAUUGUCAUUUUUUGCAUGUCUACAAAUAGUACAUGAAACCUACAACCAUGUAAUUUUUCUUUAUCUAAUAUUUCAUUUUUGUCGGUAGGAGGGAUCAUCCACUCGCUGUAUAUGCGAUUGUCUAUGGGAAAAAAUCUGUAAAACGAAUUUUCUGAAGAAAAUUAAGCAUCAGGAAAAAUUUGACAAUGCUGUAUGGCGCUGUUGUUCUUUUUAAGAACUAGUGAAUUUGAAAGUUCUGUCGCCAAUCAUUGAAAUUAAGUAUCCUGCCAAAAAUGCGCUGGUAUUGCAAAGCUCCUCAAGGAAUUUCAAAAAAAAAAAAUAUUGCCAUGUGACUCUCAUCGAAGAGUUUAUUUUUUGUUGUGUUGAUAUCAUUUUGUCUUUCCACUAACCUGAUAUAAAAUGAAAAUCUGUGGAAAAGCUGUUCCAGUUUCAUUUUUUCAGUUUAAAAUUAGGCACAUGAUUGUUUAAUUUUUCUACCGAUGAAUGUUCAUUGCCUUCGUUUCCAAAAGCAGUUACAUUUUUCUUUUUUAUGUGAAUACUGAUGAUUGUACAUAACUUGAAGGAUUUAAUUUAUCACUGAAUAAAUUUUUUCUAUGAAAUCA
Molecule: messenger RNA, 9002 nt
Organism: Bemisia tabaci
Lineage: Eukaryota; Metazoa; Arthropoda; Insecta; Hemiptera; Aleyrodidae
Product: gem-associated protein 5
Biological process (GO): spliceosomal snRNP assembly
Cellular component (GO): SMN complex; nucleus
Molecular function (GO): mRNA 3'-UTR binding; protein binding
Source: RefSeq, a predicted model, not a curated record